Molecule: messenger RNA, 717 nt
Organism: Aspergillus novofumigatus IBT 16806
Lineage: Eukaryota; Fungi; Ascomycota; Eurotiomycetes; Eurotiales; Aspergillaceae
Product: SGNH/GDSL hydrolase family protein
Exons: 3
Coding region: 1-717 (238 amino acids)
Molecular function (GO): hydrolase activity, acting on ester bonds
Source: RefSeq, a predicted model, not a curated record
AUGACGCCAGGAACUGGAACGACAGCAGGAGGGGUGAAUUGGGUCGGAUAUCUGACGACCGCGGAGAACGCAUGCCUUGUCCUGAGCUACGACCUCGCGGUUGGAGGCGCAACCAUCGAUGGCUCGCUCGUUGGGAGCACUGCAAACGAUCUUGUUGGGCAACUGAGGACGUUUGAUGCGACUUAUAGCAGCAAGCCGGCUUCUGCACCGUGGACUUCUGGGGAUGCUGUUUUUGCAUUUUGGAUUGGAAUCAAUGAUAUCGGGAAUGCAUACUACCGAACAAACGCUUCAACAUUUGUUCCGCAGCUGAUCGGUCGACUUGAAGACCUCGCAGAGGACAUUUAUAACUCCGGAGGACGCAAAUUCCUCUUUGUCAAUGUUCCCCCGAUAAACCGGACACCCAUGUUCAUCCAGCAGGGCGACUGGGCAAUUGAACACUCGGCGGCUUAUCUGGCUGUCUAUAACCAGCAGCUCGCGACCAUGGUAGAGAGGUUCAAGUCUAGCAAUACCGGCGUCAUCGCCGUGCUUUAUGACUCGUGGUCGUUCAUGACCAAGGUUCUCGACAAUCCUACCGAUUACGGAUUCCCAGAUGCCACUUGCAUCAAUGGAGACGGCACUUCGUGUGUCUGGUGGAAUGACUACCAUCCUGGGACGAAGUAUCAUCAGCGCCAGGCUGAGGAUAUGAAGGCUAGUCUUUCACCCCUUGGUGCGUGGUGA